UUUUUUUUUUUUUUUUUUGGUGUGGUGACAGUUGGGUUAUGAUCCUUCAGAGGAAUUAUUAGGACUCGGAGUCGAUCUCAAGCCAGGGAAUUCAGUUUCAGAGAAACCCAAACCAAGAUCAUGGUUUGGUCCAAGUGGUCAAUAUAUCAGAGAGCUUCCUUGCCCAGAUUGCCGGGGAAGAGGCUAUACUCCAUGUACAGAGUGUGGAAUAGAAAGAUCAAGAUCAGACUGUUCUCAAUGCAAUGGAAAGGGUAUAAUGACCUGUGGUAAGUGCUUGGGGGAGUGUGUUACAUGGGAAGAGUCAAUUGAUGAGCAACCAUGGGAGAAAGCCCGCUCAACUUCUCCCUUCAAAGUGAAGGAGGAUGAUGAAGUAGACAAUCUAGACAUAAAUCUGGAUGUGAAGAAAAAGUCAAAGCGUGUUUACCAAUCACCAUCUCCUGAAGUUGGAUUGAAGAUUAGCCGAUCACUAAAAGUUAGUUUGCUGCCGUAGUCUUACAAGGAAUGUUUUUAUAUAAAAUUUGAUCCAUAUGUUUGCAUACAAUUCAAUUCUAUUGAUGGCAUCAUAUUUACCUUGAAUACAAAAUUUUGACAUUCAUGUCACAUGCAUUAUUUAAGUUUGUAUAUACUGUUGACUGCAUUGUCAAUAUAUUGGAUGACAUGUUUAUGCCUCUCCCUAAUUGUUCUUUCCUUUUUAUUUUUUAUUUUUUUAUUUUUUUAUCAUCAAAGAAGUUGGUGCUUAGCUAUUGCACUGAUUUGAACUCCUGAACUUAAUCUUAGAAUUAAGGUUUUGAAAUGAAUGGAUACCAACUUAGCUAAACUCUUGUUUGUCUAUGUAAUUACUACUGCCUUUGUCCAAUUUUAGUUGUCAUA
This is a messenger RNA of Rubroshorea leprosula, 870 nucleotides long. Lineage: Eukaryota; Viridiplantae; Streptophyta; Magnoliopsida; Malvales; Dipterocarpaceae. The record is from the annotation of a GenBank genome assembly.